UAUUUUUUGUGUUCAUUAUUUCCUUCUCCUUGAAAACUGACUAGCUGUUCUGGCAGUGGGAACAGAAGCAGGAAAAAGUUCCAGAAAUUCUGGUAAGGAACGAAGAAAAGCAAAGCAAACGCAGCGUUUUUCGUUUCUUUUCGUGUCGCUGCUGGUUAUGGAUGGAAUGUACGGAGUGCCGCCGGAGUACGCCGACAAGGCCCUCAUGACGCCGGAGAAUCUGAUUUUCCCGCCGGACUACCACCACGCCUUCCUCUCCGCCGGCCGGAUUCCGCUGUUCGGAUCCGACGAGCUCUUCUCUUCCGCCGACGGAAUUCACAGGCAGCAGGACGAAGAUGACGUGGCAACCACCACCGUCAUGAAGGCCAAAAUCGUCUCUCAUCCUCAGUACUCUCGCCUCCUCCAAGCUUACAUCGACUGCCAGAAGGUUGGGGCGCCUCCGGAAAUAGCGCGUUUGUUGGAGGAAAUCCGGCGAGAAAACGACCUAUGCAAGAGCGACGUCGUUUCUUCUUCCACGUGCUUUGGAGCCGAUCCCGAGCUUGACGAGUUCAUGGAAACCUACUGUGACAUGCUGGUGAAGUAUAAAUCCGACUUGGCUCGCCCUUUUGAGGAAGCAACCACCUUCCUCAACAAGAUCGAAAUGCAGCUCAGCCAUCUCUGCACUGGCGCUUCCGUUUCGAACGUUUCUGAUGAUGGGGGGGUGUCUUCGGACGAAGAUUUGAGCACCGGAGAUGGUGAUGCUCAAGAUGGCCAAUUAAAGGGUGAAGAUCGUGAGCUCAAAGAUAGGCUUUUACGUAAGUUUGGGAGUCACAUCGGUACUUUGAAACUCGAGUUUUCAAAGAAGAAAAAGAAGGGUAAGCUUCCGAAGGAAGCAAGACAAACAUUGCUUCAAUGGUGGAAUGUUCACUACAAAUGGCCUUACCCUACGGAAGCUGAUAAGAUUGAACUGGCUAAGUCAACAGGGCUAGACCAGAAGCAAAUUAACAAUUGGUUUAUAAACCAAAGAAAACGACAUUGGAAACCAUCCGAGAAUAUGCAGUUUUCUAUGAUGGAAAAUCUUAACGGACGGUUCCUUGCUGAUGAAUGAGGUGCAUGUACAUGAUAUUCUCAAAUGUAUAUCCCGAUUAAUUAUUGCUUGUAUUUUUAUUUUUUUUGUAAAUUCUGAAUUAAAAGCAGAUUACUGACAGUAAAAUGCUUAUUACUUUCCCAUGAAGGAAAAGGGAAAUGAUCAUAAUACUAUUCUUGAUAAUAACCACUGACAUUGUGAAUGAACGCUUAA
This is a messenger RNA of Glycine soja, 1279 nucleotides long. Its product is annotated as homeobox protein knotted-1-like 6. Bases 158 to 1087 code for a protein of 309 amino acids. Lineage: Eukaryota; Viridiplantae; Streptophyta; Magnoliopsida; Fabales; Fabaceae. Gene Ontology annotation, biological process: regulation of DNA-templated transcription. Gene Ontology annotation, cellular component: nucleus. The record is from RefSeq and is a predicted model, not a curated record. The transcript is spliced from 5 exons. Gene Ontology annotation, molecular function: DNA binding; DNA-binding transcription factor activity, RNA polymerase II-specific.